UCGAAGGUAAGAGUGAAGAGAAAGCACCAGAAAGCAAAUACGGGGUUUUCUGAGGUAGCAAGAGAAACAUCAAAUGGGGGGAAUGGAUAGGCAAAUACAGGUCUUUCUGAGGAAGCUGUCAUGGGCUUGCAUCACCGUCGCUUCCUUCACCCUUCUCCUUCUCUUCCUCCAAACCCCUGAAACCUGUGUUCCUCCAGACGCACCCCCCAAGCCUCACCUCCGAUUCCCCAAAUCUUCCUGCGAUUUCUCCCCUCGUGUCUACCUUCCUAUCGACAAGAAGAACAAACGCCUCUGGUCCUCCAGAGAAUGGCUAAAGAAGGUUGAUUCCUAUGUUAAAUUCUUCAAAUCCGUUCAAGAUCUGGGUCUUCUCCAGAAGAAUUCCAGAGCUCUCUGUGUUUCCGCCGGAGCUGGACACGAGGUCAUGGCUCUGACCAAUAUGGGGGUGCUCGAUGUUACCGGAGUCGAAUUGAUCGAAUCGCCGCCACUGAUUAGAGCCGCCGAGAUGGGGAACUACAACUCGAAGGUGGUUCAUAAGUCCCAUAACUUAUUUUCUCUUGAUGAAUAUUAUGAAAUGGAAAAGAUUCAGAAAUGA
Molecule: messenger RNA, 592 nt
Organism: Neltuma alba
Lineage: Eukaryota; Viridiplantae; Streptophyta; Magnoliopsida; Fabales; Fabaceae
Exons: 3
Coding region: 74-592 (172 amino acids)
Source: RefSeq, a predicted model, not a curated record